Messenger RNA from Emiliania huxleyi CCMP1516, 456 nucleotides. RefSeq lists its product as hypothetical. Bases 1 to 456 code for a protein of 151 amino acids. NCBI's taxonomy places the organism in Eukaryota, Haptophyta, Isochrysidales, Noelaerhabdaceae. The record is from RefSeq and is a predicted model, not a curated record. The transcript is spliced from 3 exons.
AUGAAACUGCUUAUCGUCGUCGACGGCGUGCGGCACGAGGUGGUCGCCGCCGGGUCCUACACUGUCGCCGAGCUUCUGCAGAGGAUGGGCAGCACGUGCCUAAGCGGGUCAGUUGACGGAGUGCUCUCGCUCGGCAACUUGAUACUGCCUGCAGACGGCUCUCCUCUCCUUAGCUUUCUCUCGCGCCGUCACAUGUACUCGCUCAUCGCUUUGCUGCACGGUGUCAGGCACAACGCUGCUCUCGCCGCGCUCGGGUCUGCCUCUGCUACGCUCGAGCGGUUUGAGGCGGCGGUUGCUGCUGGCGACGCGCCGCACGAGGAGGAGCUCACGCGCCUGUUUGAGCUUGUCGACGCGGCGCCUCUCGACGGGCUGAGCGAGGCGCAGCGGGGGGAGUGCCGGAGACGCCGAAAGGCGAUCGUGGCCCGGUUGGAGGCACUGAGCAGGAGCAGGGAGUAA